GAGGACGCCCGCGAAGUGGCCACAGAUGUCUUUAAUUCCAAAAACCUGGCCGUCCAGGCACAGAAGAAGAUCUUGGGUAAGAUGGUGUCCAAAUCGAUCGCCACCACCUUAAUCGACGACACAAGCAGCGAAGUGCUGGAUGAGCUGUACAGAGUGACCAAGGAAUAUACCCAGAACAAGAAGGAGGCCGAGAAAAUCAUCAAAAACCUCAUCAAAACCGUCAUCAAGCUGGCCAUCCUCUACAGGAACAACCAGUUUAAUCAAGACGAGCUGGCCCUGAUGGAGAAAUUUAAGAAGAAGGUUCAUCAGCUUGCCAUGACGGCGGUCAGCUUCCAGCAAGUGGAAUACACCUUUGACCGCAACGUGCUGUCCCGGCUGCUCAAUGAGUGCCGAGAGCUGCUCCACCAGGUCAUUCAACGCCACCUCACCGCCAAGUCGCACGGACGGGUUAAUAAUGUCUUCGAUCAUUUUUCAGAUUGUGAUUUUUUGGCCGCCCUGUACAACCCCUUUGGAAAUUUCAAGCCCCACUUACAAAAACUUUGUGAUGGGAUCAACAAAAUGUUGGAUGAGGAGAACAUCUGAGACUGCGCACGAAUGAUGUGAUUGCUUAUGAAUUCUUGGAAGAUGGAGCACUGUUGAUGAAUGAAGGAAUAAACGAUUUCUGAACGAUGACCUCUAUUUCAGGUCAUUCACUUGUCAGAUAUGAAUGAAAAUG
Molecule: messenger RNA, 715 nt
Organism: Suncus etruscus (white-toothed pygmy shrew)
Lineage: Eukaryota; Metazoa; Chordata; Mammalia; Eulipotyphla; Soricidae
Gene: TNFAIP8
Product: TNF alpha induced protein 8
Exons: 2
Coding region: 82-582 (166 amino acids)
Biological process (GO): regulation of apoptotic process
Cellular component (GO): cytoplasm
Molecular function (GO): cysteine-type endopeptidase inhibitor activity involved in apoptotic process
Source: RefSeq, a predicted model, not a curated record